Folsomia candida is the source of this 5868-nucleotide messenger RNA. Its product is annotated as zinc finger protein 91. Gene Ontology annotation, biological process: regulation of transcription by RNA polymerase II. Bases 2418 to 5372 code for a protein of 984 amino acids. The transcript is spliced from 17 exons. The record is from RefSeq and is a predicted model, not a curated record. Gene Ontology annotation, molecular function: DNA-binding transcription factor activity, RNA polymerase II-specific; zinc ion binding; RNA polymerase II transcription regulatory region sequence-specific DNA binding. Gene Ontology annotation, cellular component: nucleus. NCBI's taxonomy places the organism in Eukaryota, Metazoa, Arthropoda, Collembola, Entomobryomorpha, Isotomidae.
ACAAAAACAAAGAGAAAGAAAAUCAUCCCCGCGAUUCACUUUUGCAUAAGACACGGUUUCUCUCUUCACUUUUCACUUUUCACUUUUACCGUAAAAGUUUUACGAUAAACAUUAAAUAAUGAAUAAUAAUUAGCAGCUAAGAAAAACAUGGGUAACAAUUUUACGCCUUUCCAGACCAUCUGACGCUUUAAAGUUUCACAAUGGCGUCCAACAAAUCACGUCGAGGGACGGGAAACUUAUUGCAAGAUUUACUUUCUUCCGUCGUCUGUUUGAAAAAAUGUGACAAAGAAAUAAUUUUUACAAAUUCAGUUAAAUCAGAAUUAAAAAUUAAAUUACAAUUUAUACACUGCUUCAUGUGUGGCGUGAAGCACCAGCGCCGCCCAUUAUCUGACGUAAAAUUUGAAAUUUUACGAGAAAUUAUGCUAAAAGAAAGUUUCCAAAAGUUUUCCACGAUUUCAAUUUGUCCCCCGUGUUCGAAAACGUUGGAUAAACUGGUCGAUUUGUGGAAGAAAGUUGAUGAGAUUUGUUCUUGCAUUCGAAGUGUGAUCAAAUUACGCCACAACUUAACGGACCGAGAAGAUACUAAUAUACAAAUUGUUCACGUUUUGUGACCCGAUUAAAUGAAACAAUUCUAACUUGAUGCAAUCUUAGUGAACGGUCUGCGUUUGUUCAUAAGAAUAAAAUAUAAAAUAAAUAGUUUCUAAAAUUCGACAAAGUGUGAAAAUGAGGCAAUAAUUGAUGGACAACUAAUCUUAAGUUUACUUAGCAUUUGUUUUAGAUUUCUGCAAUCUUUUAGAAUUAAGUAAUUAAUCCUUAUAAAUAGUAUUUAUUAAAUACACAUUUAUUACAUCACUUUUACCCAGCUUAACUCUGGUAUUUACAAUUUACAUAGAUAAAUAUGUAAAACCGUGAAAAUGUGUAUCACUUCACCUGCUACAUAAACAAAGAGAAAGGAAAUCUUCACCGCGAGUCACUUUUGCAUGCCGCACACGUAUUUACUUUCUCUUCUCAUCUGUUUAUUUAGAUAAACAAUAAUAAAAAAUGAUCAACAGCUAUCUGAAUUUUAAGAAUUAACAUGGUUCAAAGUUUUAUAUUUUUCGAAACCAUUUAAUCACAAUGGCGUUCAGCAAAUCGCGUCGGGGGACUGGGAACUUAUUGCAAGAUUUACUCUCUUCGGUCGUUCUUUUGAAAAAAUGUAAUGUACAAAUAAUUUCUACAAAUUCAAUUAAAUCCGAAUUAGAAAUUGAAUUACACGUUUUACACUGCUUCAUUUGUGGCGUGAAGCACCAGCGCCGUCCAUUAUCUAACGUAAAAGUUGAAAUUUUACAAGAAAUGGUGCUAAUAAAACAAAGUUUCCAUAAGUUUUCCGCGACCUCAAUUUGUCCCCUGUGUUCGACAACGUUGGAUAAACUGGUCGAUCUGAGAAAAAACGUUGACGAAAUUACUACCUGCAUUCGAAGUGUGAUUAAAUUACGCCACAACUUAACAAACCGUGAAGAUAUUGAAAUACAAAAUUCGAACUCAGAUGUACUUUAUAACGUUAAGCUCAAUGACGACGAUAAUGAUUAUUGGUCCGGAGCAAAAUGUGAUGACGGAGACGAUGAAAUUAUGGUACCGGAUUUCGAUAAUCAUGAAUCAGUUGUUUCAAAAUCUGUCACGUCGCCCACCUUGGAAAGUCUGACUUGUCCCGAGUGCAACGUAACGUUUAAGAAAUCUUGGCAGCUUAAUAGACACCAGAGAAAUCCAUGGUUGGACAGAUCGGAAGGAAAAAGAAAACGACCCAACUCCAAAGGAAGGCAAACCAGUCUGCAGGAUUUUGAAGAAUCCGACUCCCCUAACGUUUCCAUAAACGUUGAUAAUACAACUGCCAAUAAUGAAGACGUCAAAACAUGCAAAAACGAUAUAAGCGACUACGAUUUUGUGCCAAUCGACGAUCUGAUGUUCCCAGGUGUGGCCGAAUCGAUAGAGGCAAGCGAAGACGGCAAAGUUGACGAUCUUGAAGUCAAUUUUGACUGUGCUAGCGCCAUAAUAAAUAAUUCUGAGGGGAAUUUCAUCGUGGAUACGACACCAGAAUUACCGCAAGCCCUGACGCAAAUUGACAAUGAAGUUGCUGUUGACAUUGAAGAAUUUGUACAAUGCAAAACUGAGUCGGUAGAAUUGAUGAGCAUAAAUCAUCCUGCUCAAGAUGUCGUCCCACUUGUUAAGGAACCUUCAGAAAGGUUGCAAAUAGCUAAAGUCAAAAAUGAGGAUGGCAAAGAAGUCAAACUUUUUACAAACCUUGACGGCGUAGAUGACGUUGCCCCCAGUGAGUUAAUUAUUUCUGCGUCGGUGUCGCCCACCUUGGAAAAUUUGACCUGUCCCGAGUGCAACAUGACAUUUGACAAAUCGUGGAAGCUUAAUCGCCACCAGAAAAAUCCAUGGUUGGACAGACCAGAACAACACAAUCAAAAGCGCAGAGUCGAUUGAUCUCUAACGACCUGCAGAAUGAUACUGCUAAACGGCCAAGACUUUCAAGAACCCGGGCGGAGAAGUUAAUCAAAAAGAUCACGAACCGUGAAAAUCCAAAUAGCGAUGAUAAUGGCGACUUUGACCAUCUAGGCGAUUCCGACUUUCAUGAUUCCUCGGACAGCAGUAUUAGUGAUGAUGAUGAGGUCGAGUCUUCCUCAGAUGAUGAAUCAAUUCAUGAAGAAGACACUGAGGUAUGCAAGAAAUCCGGACGAUACCAAUGUGUCAAGUGCAACACGGCCUACGGAUCAAUGUACCAUCUUCGUCGUCACCUUACAACUUUCGCGCACACUGGGCGAAAUCCUCCUCCACCUGCAAGAACUGGAAUUCCAACCCAGGGUGAAAUAGCUUCUCUAAAAUGCACCGUUUGCGCCACAAAAUUUGAUGACGUGGAAACUUUAACCAAACAUAAAAACAAGCAUAAAAAAGAAUGUGAAAUUUGUGAUCUCAAGUUUCCACAAAAGUAUGGUCUACUUCGACAUUUCAAAUCUCGAAAACAUGAUGUCGCUUUAAGAUGCCGAAAAUUAAAUGAUGAUGGAGUGGUUACAUUCCGUUGCGAUAAAUGUGAUCAGGUCGAGUUUCCUGAUUCCCAUGGAAUAUUUCAGCACGUCCAUAGAAUUCAUAAUUCGUCUUUGGGUCCGAUCGAGGAAGAAAUCUCCACUUUACGAUGUACAAUUUGCUGCGAGAAUUUUGACGACCUUACAACCCUCGUAAAACACAAAGCUCUCCAUGGCAACAAAUGUGAAGUGUGCGAGUUACACUUUAAUAAUCUUGAUAAAUUUAAAGUCCAUCUCAAGGCUAAGCCACAUCAAUCCGCAAUUCGUGCCAGACGAGUGGAUUCUGAGGGCAACGUUACCUUCGUUUGUGAGCGAUGUCCUGUACAACAAUCCUUUCCUGACGUCUCGAAACUUAUCAAACACAAGGAAAAUUGUCAUCAGAAGCCAAGAAUUUUUCCCGAAGGAAGGUCGUGUAUGCCGUGUGACAAAGUUUUCACCUCGACGAGAUGUUAUAAUCUUCAUCUUCUCUCCACCCUGCACACUACCACCGUCGGAGGCGUAACAUUGGCACAAAUAUUGAUGCCAACCCAGGAUGAAAUGACUUCUCUAAAAUGCACCAUUUGCGCUAAACACUUUGAGAACGAGGCCACUCUGACCAAGCAUAAAUCCAAGCAUGGUAAAAAGUGUGAAAUUUGUGAUCUCAAAUUUUUAAAUGAAAUAGCCCUAGGUCAGCAUCUCGUAUCUCAAAAACAUUCCGUUGCUCUAAGAUGUCGAAGAUUAAAUGAGGACGGCGUCAUUACAUUUUCCUGUGAUAAAUGUGAUCAUGUCGAGUUUCCCGAUUUACGUGCAAUAUUUCAACACGUGAAGAAAAGUCAUAAAUCUCAACUUAGUCGCGCAGAAGUGAAUUUUGAUGAGACCGAGCUAUGCACGGAAUCGGGAAGAUAUAAAUGUCUCAAGUGCAAGACAACCUACGGCUCUAAAUGUCAUCUGAGACGUCACCUUACAACGAAUUUCGUACACACUGGGGGAAAUCCUCCUAAUAAGCUAUCCGGGCGUUUACCUCCAUCCCAGAAUGAAAUAAAAACUUUGAAAUGUACCAUUUGCGCCGCGACAUUCGACGACCUCCCAACCCUCGUAAAACGCAAAACUCUGCAUGGCCUAGAAUGUGAAGUGUGCAGCGUAACCUUUCGUCGACACAAAACCCUUAAUCGACAUCGGCAGAGUAAGAGCCAUCAGUUCGCACUUCUAGCCAGACGUGUGGAUUCUGAAGGGAAAGUUAGCUUCGUCUGUGGCCGAUGUCCUGAAGGGCAACCAUUUCCUAAUUACCCGAAACUUGACGACCACAGGAAAGAAAAUCAUCCUGGACAAAACAUUUUUAGCCACGUAAGCACCUCACUCGGAGAGACGGAAGGAAUGUCCCUGGACUUCGCGUGCACCCUUUGCGACAAAAAAUACGCUGCAAACUUCCAGCUUACCGCACAUCUCGCCUCUGCGCAUAUCGAUGCCUUCGUUUGUGAAAUAUGUGGGGUGCGGUUUCACAGUUUGUCUGGGUUUAUGUCUCAUCAGAAAACGCAUGUUGAGUCGCAGAAGUUAAGCAAUCGACGCAUUCCUCCAGAGGACAAAUCUUACCCGUGUAAAUUUUGCGACAAACGGUUCGCCCAAGUAGGUGGAAGGGCGAAGCACGUCAACUCUGUCCAUAAAGGAAGACGCUACAAAUGUGACGUGUGUAAAAAUACGUUUGCUACUGCACAGUCGUUAAAACAUCACAAGAAAUAUGUCCAUAACUUUGAAAAUGAGGAACAACAAACUACCAAAGUACACAGGAAGCAGCCGAAAUCUAAAACCUUGAAGUGCGACGUUUGCUCGAAAAAGUUUGCCCACCAUGUCAAUCUCUCGCAUAUUGAAUUAGCUCAUUUUCAGGAUAAAAGUAAAUGCCCGUACGAAUGUUCUAAUCUGGAAUUUGAGACUGAAAACGAGUGGAUUCAACAUUUGGAAGGAUGCACUUCGGAAAAAAUUACGGAAGCUUCCCGAUGUUCCUGCUACUAUUGUGGCGCCUUGUUUCGACACAGAUUCCUCCUAUUUUCCCACCACCUCCAAGCCCACAAAACCUUUCCUUGUGAAAUAUGCUCCAAAGUAUUCACAAAACAACAAUCACUUACCAUACACACACAUUCGCAUCAAGAAGCCAGGCCACAUCUUUGUCCAAAGUGUGGGAAACGAUUUCGACAAGCUUGGAAUCUAAAGCUUCAUGUAACUCUGAUUUGCGGGGAUGACGAAGAAGCCAGGAAAAAACUUAUGGAAAAAAGGAAAACACAGUAUAAAUCGUUCAGAGCAAAGAAGAUGAAUUUCAAGUGUGACGAGUGUUCGUAGGGAUUCGUAUCGGAGAAAAGGUUGGAAUUGCACAAGAAGAAAGUUCAUGAUGAAGAUAUGUCGGGAACGGAGGAUAGUAGUGACACCGAUUCUUAAGAAACUGGACUUCUUCUCGCCGACCUUAUUAUAAUUAUGCUGAUAAAUCAUAAGCAAAAUAUCUCCAUUCGCAAAUAGCGAAACAUGUACAUAUGCGUGCAUCUAGAUUACCUAUACACGGCAAAAACGCCCGUCGGUAUUUCAGUACAGUCGUAUCAAAAAUCGCAUUGCGAGCCAUCCGUACUUAAAUUUAAAUACAUUCCCACUUGCACGGAGUGUGAUUGUACUUCGGUUAAGUACGGAUGGCUCGCAAUACGAUUUUUGAUACGUCCGUACUGAAAUACGGACGGGCAUUUUUUGGAGUGUACACAAAAUCAUACAUACCUAUACAUAUGUACAAUUACUAACUGAAUAAAUUCUACACGUUUUGUGACUCGAUUAAGUGAAACAUUUCUAACUA